GGGCAGCGCAGAUCCACAGCCUCCGGCUAUCCAUCGCGCUCGAAGCCGGCCGAUCGGGGGAGCGCAGCAGCAGGCGGGCCACGCCGCCGCCCUGCUCGUCUGCUCCCUCCUCCGUGAUGGCCGACCUCGACGCCGACGCCAACAACCAUGAUCCCGAGCACAGGACGCGCUCGGCGUCCUCGUCAUCGGAGGCCGACGACGUCGACACGGACGCCAACAACCAUGAUCCCGAGCACAGGACGCGCGCAUCGUCCUCAUCAUCGGAGGCCGACGACCACGACGCGGCCGGCAAGACGCCCAUCAUCCCGCUGUGCCCGUCCCCGGCGCGCCACCACGCGGGACACGCGCUCGAGGAGCCGCCUCGGCGGAAGGCGCCGCACCGCCGGUCCCGUCCCGUUCGGAUGUUCAAGAGCAUGUGCCGGUCGCUGCCGCUGCUGAACCCGCGGUGCGGGGGGACGAUGCAUCCCGGUGCGUGCCGCAUCGCGCCGGCGUCGUCGCAUCCCGCCACCGCGCCGUCGGACUCGAGCUCGCUGCUGUCGCAGCUCAUCGCGCAUUCCUCCUUCGGCGGCGCCGCGUCGUCCCGGCACCGCCUCACGGGCACGCUCUUCGGCUACCGCGACGGCCGCGUGUCGCUGUCGCUGCAGCAGAACGCGCGGUGCCAGCCCACGCUGGUCGUGGAGCUCGCGCUCCCGACGCACGCGCUGCUCCGCGAGCUCGGCGCCCACGCGGGCGCGCGCAUUGUGCUGGAGGUCGAGAAGCGCGCGGAGCAUCAGGGCGGCGCUGGCGAUGCCGGCGCCGGGGCUCACGACGGUAACGAAGCCAUCGCCGCCGUCGGCGAGGGCGGCGGCGCCCACGGCUUCAGGCGCCACGACGACGAAGGGUGGGUGCUGGAGGAGCCCAUGUGGACCAUGUUCUGCAACGGCAAGAGGGUGGGCUACGCGGUGCGGCGGGACCCCACCGAGGACGACAUCGCCGUGCUGGAGACGCUGUGGGCGGUCACCAUGGGCGGCGGCGUGCUCCCAGGCAGGUCGGACGUGGACGGCCCCGACGGCGAGAUGGCGUACAUGCGCGGGAGCUUCGAGCACACCGUCGGGUCCCGGGACUCGGAGUCGCUCUACAUGGUCGGACCGCCCGGCGGCGACUGCCCGGAGCUCGCCAUCUUCUUCGUUAGGCUAUGAAUGAACCAUAGUACCAAACGAACAUGCUACAGUGUACACGUCGCGCUCGUGGUGUCUAAUCUCUCUCGUCUGGUCUCGUUCGUUGUUCAGCCGCAGCUACCAGCUAGCGUCGUCAGAAAUAUUCAUUGCCCCAUCAACAGAUUACUGUAUCACACAUAA
Sorghum bicolor (sorghum) is the source of this 1337-nucleotide messenger RNA. RefSeq names its product protein MIZU-KUSSEI 1. The transcript has a single exon. Gene Ontology annotation, biological process: hydrotropism. The record is from RefSeq and is a predicted model, not a curated record. NCBI's taxonomy places the organism in Eukaryota, Viridiplantae, Streptophyta, Magnoliopsida, Poales, Poaceae. The coding region runs from base 117 to 1178 and encodes 353 amino acids.